Messenger RNA from Lactuca sativa (garden lettuce), 867 nucleotides. The record is from RefSeq and is a predicted model, not a curated record. Lineage: Eukaryota; Viridiplantae; Streptophyta; Magnoliopsida; Asterales; Asteraceae.
AUGGCUAGAUCUUUUUGGGGUAAUUCUUCCUUUAUGCAUGCUUUUUCUCCCUCCCAUGGAGCUUCUGGGGGUAUUCUGGUAAUUUGGGAUGUGGAUUUGAUUUCACAAAAUCGUGUUUCCAUUCAUGAUGGAUUUGUUGCUAUAGAAGCGGUUUGGGUUCGUUCGGGGAGUGGAACUCCAAUCACCGUGUUAUGGCGGGUAGUAAAAAGGAAAAAUCUACAAGAUUUAUUAGAGUCUAUUGAUAAUAGGCUCAUGGAAGAUGAAGGCUCUGCUGACUUGAGAGAACAAAGAGUUUCUUUAUUGAAGGAGAUGUCUGAUCUUGACCAUCUUGAUCAACUUGAUCUCGUUCAAAAAGCUAAAAUUCAAUCGGGCAUCGAAGGGGAUGAGAACUCUAAAUUUUUCCAUGGUUUGCUUAACCGUAAAAGGCGACAAAUUGGCAUUCGUGGUUUGAUGAUCGAUGGUGUGUGGGUGGAUAAUCUGGCCAAGGUUAAAGAAGGAUUUCACAAUUAUUUUCAGUCUUUAUUUAAGAAGAACUCUUCAAGAAGACCGGUAACAGACGGUGCUCUCUUUAGUACUCUAUCCCAAACGCAGGUUGAUUAUUUGCAGUCUCCUUUUUCCUGCGAGGAGAUAAAAAAGGCUGUUUGGGACUGUGGUUCCAAUAAAGCCCGUGGCCCUGAUGGGUUUACUUUCGGAUUUUUAAAAAGAUAUUGGGACCUCGUUGCAACUGAUGUUGAGGCUUUUGUUCACCAUUUUUUCCACCAUUCUAUCAUUCCCAAGGGGUGCAAUGCUUCGUUUUUCACUAUUAUUCCAAAAGUGAGAGAUCCUAAAACUCCAAAAGAUUUUAGACCCAACCCAUUAGCCUUAUAG